AGCAAACUGAAACAAGUGUUUGUAUGUAUUUUGACGUCUAUCAGCAUCACGGAACGCUCUCUCUACUACAUCAAUAACAUAUAUUCGACCCUUUGGUUGUAUUCGACUAUUCGACGACGCGGAGCUUAGAUCAAUUCCACGCUAGGACCUCAGCGCGCCGCAAAGUUUCGCCGUUCCGUCGCAAGUCGAAAGCUCUCCUGCGCAACUCUUGAGAACCUUUGUCCAUCAUUGUCAAGCCAGGCUUCGAUUAGCCUCGCGAUCCGAUCUCCAUUUUGUUUCACUUGAAGCAUGAUUGCCUGAGAAAUCCGAUUGCCCAACGUCCUCCCAACCGUAUCCCUACCGCGUCCUCCGCCAUCGCAGACGCGCGCAACAUGGCGGCCGCAUACGACCACGCGAACGGUACGAAUGGUGUGAACGGUACCGAAAGCUUUCCACCUGGUCGAUACAGCAAGGUUCCACCCACGAUCGUAGUCACAGUCACCGACGCCGAGGGACCCGUCGAUAUUGAAAUCUCACUUGAUGAAGACAUUCAAGAAGAUCCAACUGAGCUUUGCACGUUGCUCGAGAACGAACACAGUACUAAGGAUACUUGGUUGACAGUAGCAAUCGCUUACGCAAAGCACAAGAAAGCCGAUGUAGCAAUCGAGGUCUUGAGUAGUGGGAUCAAUGUGUUCGCGCGUGGAUCACCUCAAGAGCGUCUCAGCAUUCUCAACUGCCUUUGCUGGCUGUAUCUUCUGAAGUGUCGGCAGGCUCCUCGAGUCCUUCCAGAUGGCAAAACCGACUCUGAUGAGAUCAAGACCAAGGACUUCUACAUUCAGGCUGCAACCAGUGUGCUCAAUGACGCUUCUAGAAUCAGCCCGUCGUACCCGCCGCUUUUCCUUGCACGAGGAGUUCUGUAUCUUUUGCGCGCAUCCCUACAAGCCCCUCCGACUGCUGCCGGUCCCGGACAGAUUAGCUCGGAGCGUAUCGACACGCUAAAGCAAGCUGCUAAAUGUUUUGAGGAUGCUCUGCGCGCAUCGAAUGGGAAGAAUCUAUUGGCCAAGCUAGGAAAGGCCAGAGUCAACUUCUCUAUGGGAAAAUACGCCGAUGCUCUGAAGAUAUACCAAAACGUACUCGAAAGCUCUCCUGGGCUAAUAGAUCCGGAUCCACGCAUUGGAAUCGGUUGCUGCUUCUGGAAUUUGGGCUUCAAAGACGACGCUGCUCAGGCAUGGCAGCGAGCACUGGACCUAAACCCCAAGUCCAAGCAGGCCUUGAUCUUGCUGGGAAUCUACAACGUCCAAUUGACCGCUCAGUUACCGCCCUCCGAUCCUAACUUUCUCAACUUGACAAAGAAGGCUAUGGGCCAGUUCAUUGGACCUGCUUUCACCCAAGACAACCGAUAUCCGUUGAGUUGCGCGACGCUCGGAAGCUGGUACACUGCGCGAAAAGCAUGGGACAAGGUGGAAACGUUGUCGAGGCGUGCAAUUGAGCUCACUGAUGUCAACGAUAUUGCUAGUGACGGAUGGUACUACCUCGCUAGGAAGGCUCAUCAGGAUGACGAUAGCAAAAGUGCUACGGAUUACUAUCAUAGGUCCGAUCGAGCCCGUGGCGGCGACGACCGCGGAUAUAUUCCUGCGAAAUUCGGUUCGGCACAGAUGCGUGUUCUGAUGGGCGACUUUGACGGUGCGAAGUUCCGACUCGAGAAGAUACUCCAGCAACAGCCUACUUUGGAAGCACAGAUCUUGCUUGGUACUCUCUAUGCCGAGGAUGUUUUCGCUGCACAAGCCUCGGGCUCCAAGGAGGACAAAUCAAGCGAAUUGAAGAAGGCUCUCAAAUAUCUGGAGGAUGUGGUCAAGGCAUGGAAGGAUCCAAAGAGGAAAUUACAGCCGGAUCAGUCCGUAUUGCUUAAUCUAGCAAGACUCUACGAGGCCGAACAUCCCGACAAGAGCCUCAAAUGUCUUGAGGAGGUGGAGCAAUUGGAACUGGACGCCAUUCCCGAUGAAGACUAUCCGGAAGAAUAUGAAGAUGAGGACGCCCUGAAGAACUCCCUACGCGAAUUGCUUCCCCCUCAACUUCUCAACAACAUGGGGUGCUUCCACUACCAGAACGAGCGCUUUGUACACGCGAGGGCAUUGUUCCAGACUGCUCUCACGGCCUGUGUCAAGGCCGCUUCAAGAGACGAGACGAUCGACACCGAUGCCCUCGUCACCUCCAUCAGUUAUAACCUUGGCCGCACAUACGAAUCCGAAGGUAUGCUUGAAGAAGCCAAGGGCGUUUACGAAGGUCUUUUGAAACGUCACCCCGACUACAUUGAUGCCCGCGUCAGGCAAGCCUACAUCACCCUGAGGCAGCAUCCUUCUGAUGAAGGACCGAAGGCUGUGGUCAAGCUAUACGAAGAAAAUAAGUCCAACUUGGAAGUGCGAGCACUGUACGGCUGGUACGUCAGCAAAUCCAAGAAAAAGACGUUCAACAUCGCCGACGACCAAGAGCAACGACACUACAAGCACACCCUCAUAAACUUCGACAAGCAUGACCGAUACUCCCUUACCGGAAUGGGUAAUAUCCACUUGGCCAUCGCACGCGAAAUGCCAAGAGGCACAGAGCAGGAUAAGGAGAAGCGACGGAAGAUGUACGAGAAAGCUGUCGAGUUCUUUGACAAGACUCUCAUGCUCGAUCCUAAGAACGCGUAUGCGGCGCAAGGCCUUGCUAUCGCCCUGAUUGAGGACAAGAAGGACUAUUCGUCUGCUCUUCAAAUCCUGACCAAGGUCAAGGAGACGGUGAAGGACUUCGGCGUGUUCAUGAACCUCGGUCACACGUACUGCGAAACCAAGCAAUAUACGCGUGCAAUUGAGAACUACGAAGCCGCCCUAGCCAAAGACCGCGCUCGCGAUCCCGCGAUCCUAGCCUGCCUCGGACGCGUGUGGCUCCUCCGCGGCAAGCACGAAAAGAACCUACAAGCCAUGAAGACGUCGCUGGAGUACUCGCAGCGCGCCCUCGAAGUGCUCCCCAACCAGACGCAAUUCAAGUUCAACGUCGCCUUCGUGCAGAUCCAGAUCGCGCAGCUCGUCAACAACAUGCCAGAGUCGCAGCGAACUCUCGAGGAGGUCGAAACGGCCUCCACGGGGCUCGACGAAUCCAUCGAAUCGCUCUUCGCCAUCGCGAAACUGCCGGACCCGCCGUUCCCCAAGAACGACAUCGAGCAGCGUGCUUACAUGGGUAAAACCAUGCGGAAGCAGCUCGACCGCGCGACGCAGAGCCAGCGCACCUACGAGGAGACCAACGCCAACAAACUCCAGCAAGCGCGCGAGGCCCGCGAAGCCGAGCAGAAGCGCCGCGAGGAGGAGAAGCGCAAAGCGGAAGAGGAAGCCGCGGAGAAGAGGCGCAAAGCCCUCGAGGACCGCCGCAAGCAGGAAGAGCACGACCGAGCGGUCAUGGAGAAACGAACCGAAGAGCAACGACAGCGCCAGGAGCUCAUCGACGACAGCGACAUGCGGAAGGCGGACAGGAAACGGAGGGGCGGCGGUGGCGGCAAGCGCAAAAAGAAGAGCGAAAUGGACGACUCCGACUCCGACGGCAUCGUGGGAGACUCGGACGCCGAGGACCGCCCUCGACGUCGCAGGAACAGCGCCUCUGGCACAGAAGGCCUCUCCGAAGAGGAGCGACCACCCCGCCAGAAGAAGAGGAAACUCGAGAGGAAGAAGAAAGAACCCGCAGGCAAAUUCAAGUCCUCAGAAUUCGUCGGCGACAGCGACGACGAUGAUGACGACGUGGACGUCGCUGCUGCCGCUUCCAGCCCCGUCCCCUCCGACAACGACAGCGCAGACGAAGGCGCCGCCGUCACUGCUCCCCGCUCACGAAAGCGCGUCAUCGACGAGGACGAGGACGAAGACGACGACGAUGCUGCCCCUGCACCCCAACGCAACGGCGACGCCGCCAUGGACUCCGACGAAGACGAGUAAAUCCUCCCGUCCCAUGCUCCAUCAUCACCCUCUCCUCCAAAAGCUCCUGUCAAUCCCAACCUCCUUCCAAUCGAUCUUUUUCUCUUUCUUCCAUGCAUUAGCGUCACCCCGGAACCUUUUUCUUGUCUUAGGUACUUCAGUUAUCAUAAAUAUCACAUGGGCGUAUUCACACUUCAGUCAGUAGGUUGGAAUGGAGCUGGGGUAUCAUCAUCUUUUUCUUCUUCACACUGAUCAGCAGGAAGGGAGGGUGUGUAUAAAACUUUUUACUUAACUUUGUAUAAGAAAAGAGAAGAAGAAUGAGUAGUAGUGGAAAUACGUAGUACUGAAAGAAGGAAUGGAAAUCUUGAG
Messenger RNA from Aaosphaeria arxii CBS 175.79, 4286 nucleotides. Its product is annotated as TPR-like protein. The record is from RefSeq and is a predicted model, not a curated record. Lineage: Eukaryota; Fungi; Ascomycota; Dothideomycetes; Pleosporales. Gene Ontology annotation, biological process: regulation of DNA-templated transcription. Gene Ontology annotation, molecular function: RNA polymerase II complex binding. The transcript has 3 exons. Bases 372 to 3938 code for a protein of 1188 amino acids. Gene Ontology annotation, cellular component: Cdc73/Paf1 complex.